This is a messenger RNA of Diaporthe amygdali, 900 nucleotides long. RefSeq names its product short chain dehydrogenase reductase family. Lineage: Eukaryota; Fungi; Ascomycota; Sordariomycetes; Diaporthales; Diaporthaceae. The transcript is spliced from 2 exons. Bases 1 to 900 code for a protein of 299 amino acids. The record is from RefSeq and is a predicted model, not a curated record.
AUGGCGGAAACACACCAGUUCGAUGUCGCAAAAUUGUUCUCAGUAAAGGGCUGGGUAUGUGUUGUGACGGGAGGUGGCACGGGAAUCGGCCUGAUGGCAACCCAAGCUCUCGCUGCGAACGGUGCCAAGGUCUACAUCACAGGCCGACGGACUGAAGCCAUCGAGAAAGCUGCCAAGGAACACAAUCCGAACUUCUCGAGCGGCGGCAAAAUCAUCCCUGUGGGUCCAUGUGAUGUCCGCAAGAAGGAGGACCUCGAGAAGGUCGUUCAGGAGCUACAGACCACCCACGGCGAGAAGUUCAUCAACCUUCUGGUCUGCAACGCCGGCGUCGCAGGACCGAAGGCCGAGCCCGAGGAGGAAGAUGCCUCUGACCUGAAGAAGAAGCUGUGGGAAAAUGAGAGCGUCGAGGCGUGGCAGAGUACCUUCGAGACUGACGUGACAAGCGUCUACUUCACAACCGUGGCGUUUCUCCCACUCCUGCAGGCGAGCCUUCAGCCAAAGGGGCCGCUGGAGCGGUUCCAGCCGAGUGUGAUCACCAUCUCGAGCAUGUCUGGCCUGAUGAGGCAUGCACAAGGUCACUUCUCAUACAAUGCUGCCAAAGGAGCCACGGUGCACUUGUCUAAGCUCAUGUCCGCGGAGUUUCAGCAAACUGGGAUCAGAGUCAACUCGAUUGCCCCAGGUUACUUCCCAUCAGAGAUGACUGCCAAGAGCUCAGAUGAUAGGCAAAAGAGCGAGUUGCCUGCAGAGAAAAUCCAGGAGAAGGGACAUGUUCCAGCAGAGAGGGGUGGCAGGGACCAAGAGAUGGGCAUGACGGUUCUUUACCUCGCAAGGAACGACUACGUGAACGGAGAGAUCAUUGCGGUGGAUGGAGGAGUCUUGAACGUUGUGUCUGGCCGGUAA